AUGGAGUUCAACAGGCCCAAAGAUGGAGGACGAGUGGUCCUGAGCCCGCUGGAGGAGAUCCAGCCUGGGAGGAGUGAAUGGGUGCUUGCAGAGCAUGGAGGGUUAGGAGGGCUGUCUGCCGCCGACACCAGUAACGCAGCCAAGACAGAGCCCAAAGCCCCUGCAGGAGGAUCUGGAAAGGUUGACCUGUACUCAUUUGACAGCUCCCAGACUUCAGACAGCGAGGAUGAGGACAAAGGCAAGAAGGAAAAGAUAAAGAAGAAGCUAAAGAAGAGGAAAAAGAAGGAUUCCAGUUCAUCCUCUUCCUCCUCCUCCUCCUCUGACAGCAGCUCUUCAGACAGUGAAGAUGAGAAGAAGAAGAGGAAGAAGGCAAAGAAAGAAGGCGCUGGGGAUAUUAUAGUACACGGUGUAGCCUUCAUAUCUGAGCCUGGGCUUGAAGGCUGCACUGAUCUAAACCACGAGGAAACACAGUAAAAGAAGACAGAGGAUAAUUCAGGCUCAGACAUUGAAGAGGACAAGAAGAUGAAGAAGAAGAUGAAGAAAGAUUCCAGCUCCUCUUCUUCAUCUUCCAGCUCAUCAU
Salvelinus fontinalis (brook trout) is the source of this 580-nucleotide messenger RNA. RefSeq lists its product as uncharacterized. The transcript has 8 exons. Bases 1 to 474 code for a protein of 157 amino acids. The record is from RefSeq and is a predicted model, not a curated record. NCBI's taxonomy places the organism in Eukaryota, Metazoa, Chordata, Actinopteri, Salmoniformes, Salmonidae.